Molecule: messenger RNA, 3360 nt
Organism: Salarias fasciatus (jewelled blenny)
Lineage: Eukaryota; Metazoa; Chordata; Actinopteri; Blenniiformes; Blenniidae
Gene: gucy2g
Product: guanylate cyclase 2g
Exons: 22
Coding region: 1-3360 (1119 amino acids)
Biological process (GO): cGMP biosynthetic process; receptor guanylyl cyclase signaling pathway; protein phosphorylation
Cellular component (GO): plasma membrane
Molecular function (GO): guanylate cyclase activity; protein kinase activity; adenylate cyclase activity
Source: RefSeq, a predicted model, not a curated record
AUGAUUCGCCUGUUGCUGCUCCACUGGGCUCUGGCCUCGGCCGCCAACGCCAACGUCAACGCCAACGCCAACGCCAACAAAACCAGCAGCGGCCCCCCGGCUCACAGGCUGCUGAUCGGCCUGCAGGCCCCCUGGAACCUGUCCUUCCCCUUCAGCGCCCUGCGGCUGGGCGCGGCCAUGCAGAUCGCCGUGGAGAAGGUCAACGCCAACCCGUCCUUCCUGGGGAACUACAGCCUGGAUUUUGUGUUCCGGAGCUCAGACUGUAGUCCCAAAGAGUCGCUGGGCGGCUUCAUCCAGCAGGUGUGGAGGGACAACGUGUCGGCGCUGUUUGGCCCGGCCUGUCCGGAAGAAGCCGAGGUCACUGGACUCAUUGCGUCGACCUGGAACAUCCCGAUGUUCGGUUUUGUGGGCCAGUCCUCCAAAAUGGACAACAGCGACAUCUACGACUCCUACAUCAAAAUCGUGCCCCCGCUGAAGAGGAGCUCCGAGGUCCUGGUCAAGACCCUGGAGUUCUUCGGUUGGAGGCACGUGGCCAUGAUCGGCGGCGGGCUGGACUCCAACACCUGGGACAAAGUGGACGCUCUGUGGAAGACGGUGGAGACGCCGCUCAGGGACAAGUUCGACCUGAGGGCGGCGGUCAAGUUCGACACCAGCAACCCUCAGCUGCUUCAGCAGAACGUCCGCUACAUCUCCACAGUGGCCCGAGUGAUCGUGGUGCUGAGCAACAGAGAGGACUCCAUGGCUCUGCUGCUGGAGGCCGAGCGCCAGGGCCUCAUGGGCGGAGACUACAUCUUCUUCCUGGUGCAGCAUUUUGAGGACAACCUGUGGAAGUACGCCCUGCAGAGCAGCUCAAACCGCGCCGUCUUACGGGCCUUCGACAUGGCCUUCAUCAUCGGCCAGAAGUCCUACGACGGCUACGAGUAUUACGACUUCUUUGAGCAAGUGUUCGACCGACUGCAAGGACACCCGUUCCGGAGUAACCUGACGUCUGAGAGAGAGGUCAGCCCGUACUCGGCCUACCUGCACGACGCCGUGCUUCUGUACGCCAUGGGGCUGAAGGAGGUCCUGAAAGAUGGCAAAGAUCCUCACGAUGGCCGGCAGCUUCUGCAGAGGCUGAAGAACAAAAGCAGCAUACGAUUUUAUGGCGCUACAGGACUAGUUCACUUUGACGAGGAGGGGGAGAGAAACUUGGACUAUUCCAUUUACGACCUGCAGCAUUUGGGAGACAUCACCAAGUUUGUGUCCAUUCUCCAUUUUGAUAGUCACACCAAAAAUGUCCGACCUACAGCUAUGUUCGGGUCUGUGGUUUGGCCGAAAGGACGGCCGCCGACGGACAUGCCGGAGUGCGGCUUCAACAACGAGCUCUGCGAGUGGCUGUCGAACGACAUCACCCUGCUGGCGCUGCUGGUGGCCUUCCCCGUCAUCGGCCUGCUGGCGGUCUUCUGCAUCGGCGUCCUGAUGCUGCAGAAGCUCAGGCUCCAGACCAAGCUGGGAGACUCCUUCUGGUGGAUCAUCGACUACAGCGACAUCACCAUCAUCCGGGAGCCGUCGGGAGGGCAGGGCGUUUCUGUGAGCACCACACGGAGCCACAGCGGCAGCGGGAGCUCCCAGUCCAGUUUUUCCACCAACAGCUACGACCUGAGAGACAAAGCAGGCAAAGAGCACAUCUACAUCACCAUCGGCCUCUUCCAGGGAAAUCAAGUGGCCAUCAAGUACCUGAAGAACUACUUGAUCUGUAACAUCCAGAAGCCUUCGAUCGUCAGAGAGUUCAAUGUGAUGAAGGAGCUGAAACAUGAGAACCUGGUGCAGUUUUUCGGGGUGUGCAUCGAGCCCCCAAACGCCUGUCUGGUCAUGCAGUACUGCAAGAAAGGCAGCCUGCAGGAUGUUCUGAAGGGUUCAGACAUGGAGCUAGACUGGAUGUUCAAGCUCUCCUUUGCAUACGACAUCGUGAACGGAAUGGAGUUUAUUCACAAGAGCAGCUUAAAGUUUCACGGCAACCUGAGACCCAGAACGUGUCUGGUGGACAGUCGGCUCCAGAUCAAACUGUCUGGCUUCGGCUUGUGGGAGUUCAAAUGCGGGCACAGAAACAAGGUCACCUCAGUGGAAAACCCCAACUACGAAGAAAUGUACUGGACGGCCCCGGAGCUGCUGAGGCAGGCCGGCUCCGCGGCGAACGGGACGCCCAAAGGCGACGUCUACAGCUUCGCCAUCAUCGUGUGGGAGCUCAUGUACAACUCCAAGGCCGGCCCAUUUCAAGACAUCAACCUGGACCCCAAAGAGAUCAUCAUGCAGCUGCGGACGCCUUUCCAGGGAGAACCUCUCCGCCCGGUUCUGUCCGACCAGCUCUGUGACGAGAACAUCAACGCGCUGAUGAGGUCCUGCUGGAGCGAGAACCCGGAGCACCGGCCCCCGUUCGGGUCCAUCCGGAGGCGGCUGAAGGACACCAGUCCGGACAGCCACGCCAACAUCCUGGACAACAUGGUGGACAAGCUGGAGAAGUACGCCAACCACCUGGAGGAGGUGGUGGAGGAGCGGACCAAUCAGCUCACGGCGGAGAAGACGCGGGCCGACAAGCUUCUCUCCAGCAUGCUGCCCAGGUACAUCGCCGAUCAGCUGAUGGCGGGAAUGUCGGUGGAGCCUCAGAGCUACGAGCUGGUGACCAUCUUCUUCUCCGACAUCGUGGGCUUCACCUCCAUGUGCUCCGUCAGCUCCGCCAUGGAGGUGGUGACCUUCCUCAACGACCUCUACAGCCUCUUCGACGACAUCAUCAAGCUGUACGACGUCUACAAGGUGGAGACCAUCGGCGACGCCUACAUGGUGGCGAGCGGCCUUCCCAUCAGCAACGGCACCAAGCACGCGCUGGAGAUCUCCACCAUGGCGCUCCACUUCCUCGGCGCCAUCAAGGUCUUCAGGAUCCGCCACAUGCCCGGCGAGAGCCUCGCCAUCCGGGUCGGGAUCCACUCCGGGCCGGUGGUGGCCGGCGUGGUGGGAACCACCAUGCCUCGGUACUGCCUCUUCGGAGAUACGGUCAACACGGCGUCUCGCAUGGAAAGCAACAGCCUCCCCCUCAAGAUUCACAUAUCCCAGUGCACGGCCGAUAUUCUUGUCCAAGCCGGAUCAUUCGAGCUGGAAGAACGAGGAGAAAUCGAAAUGAAGGGUAAAGGUUGUCACAAGACCUACUGGCUGCUCAACAAACACGGCUUCAACCCUCCUCUGCUGGUCCACAGCUCUCCACCGGCUGAACAUCCAGGAGGACAAACCGAGAAACCGGGUCUGACUCGAGUUGGAGACAAAAAGGCCCCGAAAAUCUUGAGCAGAGCUCCUGUUGCUCCGUCCAUGAUGCCCACAGUGCACGUCUGA